This is a messenger RNA of Pomacea canaliculata, 958 nucleotides long. RefSeq names its product protein max-like. Gene Ontology annotation, biological process: positive regulation of transcription by RNA polymerase II. Lineage: Eukaryota; Metazoa; Mollusca; Gastropoda; Architaenioglossa; Ampullariidae. Gene Ontology annotation, cellular component: RNA polymerase II transcription regulator complex. Bases 127 to 633 code for a protein of 168 amino acids. The transcript is spliced from 5 exons. The record is from RefSeq and is a predicted model, not a curated record. Gene Ontology annotation, molecular function: DNA-binding transcription factor activity; protein dimerization activity.
GGCUUGUCACGUGGUUUUGUUUGGUCGCCAUAUUGCUGGGCAAGGGAAGGAAGAUCGCGAGUUUGCGAGGAUAUAUCGGCGAAGGAGUACGUCGCAUCCCUGUGACAGUACUAAGUGGUGAUAGUUAUGAGCGACGAAGACAGAGAUGUGGAUAUCGAAAGUGAUGAGGAGGAUGAAGAUGAUGAUGGAAUAAACAGUCUCUCAGGCAGCGGAGCUGGCUCCUCUCAGCAGUAUUUUUCACAGGCUGAAAAGCGUGCCCACCAUAAUGCAUUGGAACGCAAACGAAGGGACCACAUUAAGGACAGUUUCCACAGCCUCCGUGAUUCUGUCCCUUCACUGCAGGGAGAAAAGGUGUCACGGGCUAUGAUUCUUAAAAAGGCAGCAGACUACAUCCAAUUCAUGAGACAGAAAAAUCAAGGUCAUCAACAAGAUAUUGAAGAUCUCAAAAGACAGAAUGGCAUGAUGGAACAACAAAUUCGAGCACUGGAAAAAGCAAAGGUCACAGGACAGUUUGCAAGUCAGUCUAGUGUUGAUUUCAAGUCCAAAUUCAUUGGACAUUCAUCAGAUUCUGAAACUUCUGAAGAUGACUCCAGUGGAUCCCGCAGGAAGAAAGUCAAGACAGCUAAUAGCUAACUUCAAUGGCAGAGCUUUCAAUUUAUUCAAUCUAGCUUCAUUGUGUAUGUUAAGGAUUUUCUGGAUAAAAUGUUAUGGUAGUACUUUUGUCUCUUGAGAGAUAGGGCAUGGUGGUGAAUGUGUUUGAGCAUUUCUGUAUGCUUUGUACUAACCAAACCUCAUAACAAGUCCCAACUUGGGAUAUUAUGAGAUGUAUAUAUGCUUGUGAUAGAGGUAGGGGUCUCUGUGCAUGUGUGCAUAGGUGUGGGUGUGCAUCUGGUUAAUGAAUGCAAGCUUUUGUGUACAAUUAGUGUGUGAAAAUAAAGAGGACCCAUCUGGAACCAAG